AUGGGCACCUUUCUUCCGUUCUACGAGACCACAAUCUCGUCCGCUGCGGCUGGCCGCGCGUUGGCUCUUGGAGAGUUGGUUGAGCAGAUAUUGUUACAUCUGCCCGAAGCGGAUCUAGUCCGAUGCCGUCGAGUGUGUACCACAUUCAGAGAUACUGUCCUAGGCUCAAAGACCAUACGGCACAAGUUGUUUCUCGAACAGGAUGAUGGCGCCACCCGGACACUCAACCCUCUGGCGCCAGCGUGGUUCAUUCAGCAAAGAAGCGGCUAUCGAGACAAUACCAUCGCAGCGCGCAUCGACAUCGUGGACCUCUGGGAGAGAUCGACAGCGGAAGUGAGGCCAUUGUACGAUCAGAUGCUUGUUGCGCAACCUCCCGCGACGCAGUGCGUGAUACCGAUCACGAACCAUAGCACGACGAUAUUCUUUCGCCGUUCUUAUCCAGAAGGCAUGACAUUCGGGGACCUUGAACGUGCAGUGAUUUCAGCUUUCGAAAUCAGGAAGGGCCGAAAAUCAAGUCGUGAGCGCCUACAGGAACUUUCCCAAGACAACUCCGUACUGAUCUACUGGAAAUGA
This is a messenger RNA of Fulvia fulva, 573 nucleotides long. RefSeq lists its product as uncharacterized. Lineage: Eukaryota; Fungi; Ascomycota; Dothideomycetes; Mycosphaerellales; Mycosphaerellaceae. The record is from RefSeq and is a predicted model, not a curated record. The transcript is spliced from 2 exons. Bases 1 to 573 code for a protein of 190 amino acids. Gene Ontology annotation, molecular function: protein binding.